Dalotia coriaria is the source of this 501-nucleotide messenger RNA. RefSeq names its product cysteine-rich protein 1-like. The transcript has 3 exons. The record is from RefSeq and is a predicted model, not a curated record. Bases 123 to 359 code for a protein of 78 amino acids. Lineage: Eukaryota; Metazoa; Arthropoda; Insecta; Coleoptera; Staphylinidae.
ACGUUUAAACUUGCUGGCGAGCGAUCGAGAACGCUCAGUGUAGAAGUGAACGUUGUUGGAGGUGCUGUUGUUGUUAUUCUACUUUGGCUCGCACAACACUGUGAUAUUGCAGUAUUAUCAUCAUGCCGAACUGCCCAAAAUGUGAAAAGCCAGUGUACUUUGCUGAACGCAAAGUGUCGUUGGGCAAAGACUGGCAUGCAGGUUGCUUGCGUUGUGAAAAAUGCAACAAAACGCUGACUCCUGGAUCCCACGCCGAGCACGAGGGCAAGCCCUAUUGCAACAACCCAUGUUACUCGGCCUUAUUUGGACCUGGCGGUUUUGGUCGUGGUGGAGCUGAAAGUUACGUCUACAAGAAGUAACUUUAAUUGCAAAUCGACGACAAUUCUUAAAUGCUGCUGUAUUCACAGGAGAAAUACAUUUAUUAUGUUUUCAGUAGUUUUUGUUAGUAAUAUUAUUUACCAGAAAUACAAUUUUAAUUUUCAAAUUUUACAAUAAUAAGAA